CAUCGCCUCUAUAAAUAGAGGAAGCCAAGGCAGCUUCCAGUAUUCGUCCCAUCGGUACUCAUCGCAGAACACCAAGACCGAAGACCAAGCAAGAAGACAGCUUUCGGUAAUCACUGGAACAUUCACCAUGACGAUUGUGGAGAUGUGCGUGCAUAUGGAUUGCGCAGGUUGUGAAAGCAAGAUAAGGAAAGCCCUGCAGAAGUUAGAAGGAGUUGACAAUGUGGAGAUCGAUAUGGGAAGUCAGAAGGUGACGGUGACGGGAUAUGUUGACCAGAAGAAGGUGCUCAAGGCGGUGAGGAGGACGGGGAGGAGGGCGGUGCUGUGGCCUUACCAGUACAGCGCCGAGCAACACCACACCUUCAACCACCAGUACCACCAGCACCACCCGGCACUGGCUCAGGCCGGCGUCAGUGGCCCGUCUUCUUCCUAUAACUACUACAAGCAUGGCUACGACGACUCUCGCAUACAUGGAUACUACCAGCAGCCUGCCAUGACUGGGAACAGGACUGGAGAUAUCUUCAGUGAUGAGAAUCCAAAUGCUUGUUCUGUCAUGUGAUCUUCAUCUUGUUUUUCUUGUUCCACGUUGUGCUUCAUAAGAUUACACUUACGAAAACUCGCCAUAGUUGAAUCUCACAAUGGAUCAAGGAUAUUUUUUUUU
This is a messenger RNA of Musa acuminata AAA Group (dessert banana), 658 nucleotides long. Its product is annotated as heavy metal-associated isoprenylated plant protein 28-like. Gene Ontology annotation, molecular function: metal ion binding. The coding region runs from base 128 to 556 and encodes 142 amino acids. Lineage: Eukaryota; Viridiplantae; Streptophyta; Magnoliopsida; Zingiberales; Musaceae. The transcript is spliced from 3 exons. The record is from RefSeq and is a predicted model, not a curated record.